GGCUACUUGACAUGCUGUAUUAUUCAGACAGUUGAAGCCAUUGGUAGAAGCUUGCAUGCUGAGACGAUACGUUUAUUAUUUCGCGAAUUUUGAUUAUUAUCUAGUGAAAUGGCAGCGAUUAGUUUGUUAAAUCCCAAAGCUGAGUUUGCUAGAGCUGCUCAGGCUUUGGCUGUCAAUAUAUCGGCCGCAAAAGGAAUUCAAGAUGUGAUGAGAACGAAUCUUGGGCCGAAAGGCACCAUGAAGAUGUUGGUGUCUGGAGCAGGUGAUAUUAAAAUCACAAAAGAUGGAAAUGUAUUAUUGCAUGAAAUGCAAAUCCAACAUCCAACAGCAUCUCUGAUUGCUAGAGCAUCCACUGCUCAAGACGAUAUUACUGGGGAUGGCACAACUAGCACAGUAUUAGUCAUUGGAGAGCUUCUAAAACAAGCUGAUAUUUAUAUAUCCGAGGGUCUUCAUCCUAGAAUGCUCACAGAAGGUUUUGAACUAGCUAGAGUAAAAACUUUGGAAGUAUUAGACUCCUUGAAGAUUCUGAUUGAGCCCACAAAGGAAAAUCUAAUGAGCAUUGCUAGAACAUCGCUUAGAACUAAAGUCCACCCUACUGUAGCUGACAAACUAACAGAAGUCUGUGUGGAUGCAAUUUUGACUAUUAGACAGAAAGAUCAAGAAAUUGAUCUCCAUAUGGUUGAAUUAAUGGAAAUGCAGCAUAGAACUGCAGCAGAUACUAACUUAGUUCGUGGUAUUGUAACUGACCAUGGAUCUAGACAUCCAGAUAUGCCUAAGAGAGUAGAGAAUGCUUACAUACUAACUUGCAAUGUUAGUUUGGAAUAUGAAAAGAGUGAGGUGAAUAGUGGGUUCUUUUACAAAACUGCUGAAGAGCGCGAGAAAUUGGUAGCUGCAGAACGUGAAUUCAUCGAUAAUCGGGUAAGAAAAAUAAUCGAACUAAAAAAGAAAUUAUGUGACGGAACGGACAAGUCGUUCGUCGUCAUAAAUCAGAAAGGCAUUGACCCACCAUCCUUGGAUAUGCUUGCCCGGGAAAAUAUUUUGGCUUUGCGCAGAGCGAAACGUAGAAAUAUGGAACGUUUAGCACUGGCCUGUGGUGGAACAGCUAUGAAUUCCUUUGAUGACUUAACAGAAGAACACUUAGGAUGGGCCGGACUUGUAUACGAACAUGUAUUGGGAGAGACAAAAUAUACAUUUAUUGAAGAAUGCAAGAAACCGAAUUCCGUAACAAUCCUGCUAAAGGGCCCAAAUAAAUACACUUUAGAGCAAUUGAAAGACGCUGUAAGAGAUGGUCUAAGAGCUAUUAAAAAUGCUAUUGAUGAUCGCGCGGUUAUUCCUGGUGCUGGUGCUUUCGAAGUAGCUGCUAGUCAAGUACUCCAUCAGUAUAAAGAAAAAGUGAAAGGAAAACAACGCUUGGGUGUACAAGCUUAUGCAGAAGCUUUACUCGUCAUUCCAAAAACUCUUGCUGUAAAUAGUGGAUUUGAUGCACAGGAUACAAUUGUUAAGUUAUUAGAAGAAAGGUCCACAUUAGGUGAAGCGGUAGGAUUAGAUAUUUCUUCAGGUGAAGCAUUGAAACCCACGGAUGCUGGUAUUUAUGAUAAUUACAAUGUGAAGAAACAAAUUAUUAAUUCAUGCACAAUUAUUGCCAGUAAUCUCCUCCUGGUUGAUGAAAUUAUGAGGGCAGGAUUAUCGUCUCUGAAAGGUUAAAUCACACGGAUCGAACGCUUCAUAACUUUAUGGUUCUUUCAUCUAAUUUAAAUAUUGUAUUUGCACGAUCUCUACUGAACCUUCUGCAUAAUUUCUAUGUUUUUAUAUGCUUUUAAAUAACAAAAGAAUUGCACAGCGUAAUAAAUAAAAAUGCUACUUUUAAAUUAAAAAAUUCGGAAAUGAUAAAAACGUUUAUUAUUUGUGAAAUUUCCAUCACUGAUCGAGAUAUAUAUGAUCUCGAAUUGCAAAAUGGUAGUUUCGAAUACAACUUUGUACAAUUAAUGAUUUAAAUAAAAAAGAAGAAUGAAAUAAU
Bombus impatiens (common eastern bumble bee) is the source of this 2017-nucleotide messenger RNA. RefSeq names its product T-complex protein 1 subunit zeta (gene CCT6). Gene Ontology annotation, biological process: protein folding. Lineage: Eukaryota; Metazoa; Arthropoda; Insecta; Hymenoptera; Apidae. Gene Ontology annotation, molecular function: ATP hydrolysis activity; ATP-dependent protein folding chaperone; ATP binding. The transcript is spliced from 7 exons. The record is from RefSeq and is a predicted model, not a curated record. The coding region runs from base 109 to 1704 and encodes 531 amino acids. Gene Ontology annotation, cellular component: chaperonin-containing T-complex.